Centruroides sculpturatus (bark scorpion) is the source of this 1954-nucleotide messenger RNA. Its product is annotated as semaphorin-1A-like. The transcript is spliced from 17 exons. The coding region runs from base 4 to 1716 and encodes 570 amino acids. Gene Ontology annotation, biological process: axon guidance; negative chemotaxis; positive regulation of cell migration. The record is from RefSeq and is a predicted model, not a curated record. NCBI's taxonomy places the organism in Eukaryota, Metazoa, Arthropoda, Arachnida, Scorpiones, Buthidae. Gene Ontology annotation, molecular function: semaphorin receptor binding; chemorepellent activity.
GCAAUGUGUGGGUAUAUUACACAUAGAAUUUUUAAUGUUUGGUUUCGUCAUAAACACAAAUUAUCGUUUCUAUGCAUGAUGACAUUAUUUUUCCAUUUACCCGAAUUAAUAUCAACAACAUGUACCUGGACUAAAAUUAAGGGAAAUGAAAGCUUUGUUUGUCAAGGCGAAAUAUUGGAAAAUUUAGAAAAGUUAACGUAUAAUGAAGACGAAAUUGUUUACGGAGGCUUGAAUCAUCUUUACAAAAUAGAGUUGAAUUCUUUACAAGACGAGCAGAUGCAAUGGGAUAGCACUUUAUAUGAUAAAGAAAUUUGUCGAGUUAAAUGGGGUACUCAGGAAUCAGAUCUAUGUAACAAUUACAUAAGAAUAUAUGACGCUAUCUCCACAGAUCAUUAUCUAGUAUGUGGUACACAUUGUUUGAGACCUUUAUGCAGAAUAUAUAAAAAAAAUAGCGACGGAUAUGAAAUAGUAAAUGAAUUUUCGGCAGAAGGAUUGUGCAAACACAGACCUCUAACUGAUAGUACUGCAACAGUAAUUGAUGGAAAAAUAUUUGCUGGUACUCACGAAGGAGAAAUUGAUGUUUAUCCUGUAAUUCAGAGUAAACAUAUAAAAACGACAUCGGCCGACGAAUUACAGGAGUCAGUUUUUGUAGGAUCGUUUCAACAUGAUAAAUUUGUUUAUUUUUUCUUUAGAGAAGCAAAUGUAGAACUUGAUACUGGAAAAAAGGUAAUAUAUUCAAAAGUCGCUAGAGUUUGUAUUAACGACAAAGGUUAUAAAAUGGAAGAUAUAGAGAAAUGGACGUCAUUUUUUAAAUCUCGUCUUAUUUGUGUCACAUCGGGAAUUAAUCCAUAUUUUUACGAUCAAAUACAAGCCAUAAGUAAAAUCGUAAAUGGAGAUAAUGAAAUAUUUUAUGGUAUUUUUAAUUCCGACGAACCUCUUCCCAUUUCAUCAGCAAUAUGUGCAUUUAGUAUGAAGGAUAUUCAAAAUGUUUUUGAUGGUGAUUUUAAAGGAACUGAAGGACCUGUUUCAUCUGAAAAUAUCCCUAUACCAAGACCCGGAACCUGCGCUGAUUAUUCUUCUGGAGUUAGUGAAGAAUUAAAGAAUUUCUUAAUUACUCACGCCGAAAUGAAUAAUCUUGUUUAUUCGUAUUUGAAGGAUCCUGUUCUCAUAAAUCAAGACUUUCGUUGUCGCUACACUUCAAUAUUUGUGGAUCCACAAGUAAGAUCUCUUAAAGAUAAACUCUACGAUAUCCUCUAUAUUGGAACUGAAUGCGGUACAGUGAAAAAAGCAUUAAGUACUUAUGAGAAAGGAUCGAAUGCACCCAAAAUUAUCGAAACUUUCCAAUUGUUUCCUGAUAUAGAAAUAGUUAAAAGUGUACACAUUUAUAAGGAAAAGCUCCUCGUACAAUCAACAAACAUGAUUAUAAUAGUAAAUACUGAUAGAUGUAAACAACACACAUGCAAUUGCACUGAAUGCAUUCGGUUACGUGAUCCGUAUUACGCUUGGAAUAUGAACAAAUCAAAAUGUGAGAAAAUUUAUCACAAGAGAGGGAAUGACGUUUAUUUACAAGAUGUGGAAAACACAGGCGAGGAUGAAACCUGCUGUCAUACUUCAAAUUCAGAAUCAAAUUUAUUGAAGACAACGACAGGAAUCGAAAUUUUCAAAUUAUCAACAUGCGUUAUUUUAUUUAUCUCUAUUUCUAAUUUUAUUGUUUAAUAAUAUAACAUUCAUGUUUCAUUAGGAAUAUAAUGUAAUCAAUAAGCAAAUUUCAGUGUAGAUCAAGUUUCCUGUUUACAAAAAGAAGCUAGUUGAUAUGUAUUAUUUAUAAGACUAAAAUCUUUAAAACUUAUAAGAUUAUUAAAUAAUUUCAAUACUAAAUUCUGUAUUUAAUAUAUGUAGACAUGUUUUCAUAUUGUUUGGCUGUAAUAAACAUUAUUAUUACGUGCUGCCGACU